GUUCUAGGGCCGCGCGCGCCGCCGGGCCGCGCACGCGCCCCGCUCCCGCUUAAAUAGCGGCGGGGGAGGCCGCAGUCGGUCUCACUCACCGCAGCUGGUUCGUGCUUGCUGUUUCUUGCUGUGUUCUCUGCUCCGCUCCCGGCGGCCACCACCUCUGUAGAUCGCAAUGGAAGAAGAGAUCGCCGCGCUGGUCAUCGACAAUGGAUCUGGCAUGUGCAAAGCCGGUUUCGCAGGGGACGAUGCCCCCCGUGCCGUGUUCCCAUCCAUUGUGGGGCGCCCACGGCACCAGGGUGUCAUGGUGGGCAUGGGCCAGAAGGACAGCUACGUGGGUGACGAGGCCCAGAGCAAGCGCGGCAUCCUGACCCUCAAGUACCCCAUCGAGCACGGCAUCGUCACCAAUUGGGACGAUAUGGAGAAAAUCUGGCAUCACACCUUCUACAACGAGCUGCGCGUGGCCCCUGAGGAGCACCCUGUGCUGCUGACCGAGGCCCCCCUGAAUCCCAAGGCCAACCGGGAGAAGAUGACUCAGAUCAUGUUUGAGACCUUCAACACCCCGGCAAUGUACGUGGCCAUCCAGGCGGUGCUGUCCCUAUACGCUUCCGGUCGCACCACCGGGAUCGUCAUGGACUCUGGGGAUGGUGUCACCCACACCGUGCCCAUCUACGAGGGCUACGCCCUGCCGCACGCCAUCCUGCGUCUGGACCUGGCUGGCCGGGACCUGACCGACUACCUCAUGAAGAUCCUCACUGAGCGCGGCUACAGCUUCACCACCACAGCCGAGAGAGAGAUAGUACGUGACAUCAAAGAGAAACUGUGCUAUGUCGCCCUGGACUUCGAGCAGGAGAUGGCUACCGCAGCGUCCUCCUCCUCCCUAGAGAAGAGCUACGAGCUGCCCGACGGUCAGGUCAUCACCAUUGGCAACGAGCGCUUUCGGUGUCCAGAGGCGCUCUUCCAGCCCUCCUUCCUGGGUAUGGAGUCUUGCGGCAUCCAUGAGACUACCUUCAACUCCAUCAUGAAGUGUGAUGUCGACAUCAGGAAGGAUCUGUAUGCUAACACCGUGCUGUCUGGUGGCACUACCAUGUAUCCAGGCAUCGCAGACAGGAUGCAGAAGGAGAUCACCGCCCUGGCCCCCAGCACGAUGAAGAUCAAGAUCAUCGCACCUCCUGAGCGCAAGUACUCCGUCUGGAUUGGUGGCUCCAUCCUGGCCUCUCUGUCCACCUUCCAGCAGAUGUGGAUCAGCAAGCAGGAGUAUGACGAGUCGGGCCCAUCCAUUGUCCACCGCAAAUGCUUCUAAAUGGACUGCAAGCAGAUGCGUAGCAUUUGCUGCAUGAGUGGCUCCAGUAUAAAUUUGCCUUGGCAAAUGUAUACACCUCAUGCUAGCCUCACAAAACUGGAAUACGCCUUUGAAAAGAAAUUUGUCCUUGAAGCUUGUACUGACAUCAGCACUGGAUUGUAGAAUUUGUUGCUGAUUUUAUCUUGUAUUCAAGUUAACUGUUCCCUUGGUAUAUGUUUAAUACCCUGUACAUAUCUUCGGUUUAACCCUAGUCCGUGCGGCUCAGUCAUUCUGUGACUGAGACCAGGUGUGUGGACGAGAACCCCAUUGGCUCCAUUGGAGAGAAUCUGUGAGGCCAGUUCCUUGGUCUGUGCAGGGUAUUAAUGUGAAGCUUCCUGAUUAGGAUUUCUCCAGAGGCUGGCAUUUCUGUCUUGCCUAUCUGCCAGGAUGGGGAGGUCUUCAAUUGUAGGGCCCCCCCCCCCCAUAACUCUCCCUCUUUAGCCAGUUUUCCUGCCAGAACACCUUGACUUGGAAAACAGUUUGCAUUCACACCUGUAAAUUUAUUCAUCCUUUUAAUUUAUGUAAGGUUUUGUUUUGUAUGCAAUUCUCAAUUCUUUUAAGAUGACAAAUUUUGGUUUUCUACUGUCAUUUGAAAACGUUAGACCCAGCAACUCAUGUUGUGUGAGAGAAUAAAGUGCUGCAGUAAACUGAACAAA
Messenger RNA from Erinaceus europaeus (western European hedgehog), 1989 nucleotides. RefSeq names its product actin gamma 1 (gene ACTG1). NCBI's taxonomy places the organism in Eukaryota, Metazoa, Chordata, Mammalia, Eulipotyphla, Erinaceidae. The record is from RefSeq and is a predicted model, not a curated record. Bases 167 to 1294 code for a protein of 375 amino acids. The transcript has 5 exons.